Molecule: messenger RNA, 3843 nt
Organism: Anolis sagrei ordinatus
Lineage: Eukaryota; Metazoa; Chordata; Lepidosauria; Squamata; Anolidae
Gene: TYRO3
Product: TYRO3 protein tyrosine kinase
Biological process (GO): positive regulation of kinase activity; multicellular organism development; cell surface receptor protein tyrosine kinase signaling pathway
Cellular component (GO): signaling receptor complex; plasma membrane
Molecular function (GO): transmembrane receptor protein tyrosine kinase activity; ATP binding; protein binding
Source: RefSeq, a predicted model, not a curated record
UCGUUCUCUCUCUCUUUUUCCACACACGGAGAAAUAGGGCUUUCUUUGGGGGCUCUCCUCCUCUGUUUCCCCCCUUGCUUAAAGAAAGGAAAUCUCUCCCUGUGUGCUUGUGUGUCUUGAGAAGAGCGAGGAGGAGAAGGCACCGGGCUGGGAGGUGAGCGGAGAGGAUGGUAACAACGAUGAUGAUGUGGAAGAAAUGGAGAUGAAUCAGACUAUGCAGAUCCGGGGACUCCUGUUGCUCCUGCCGCCUCUGCUCGGGGCGCUGCUGCUUCGGCGGGACGUCGCCGCGGGGACAGAGGAGGGAGGUUGUUUUCUUUCAGGAACGAAGGUUACUGGAAUGCCAAUCAAACUGAAGGUGUCUCAGGGGCAGCCAGUAAAACUGAAUUGCAGCCUCGAGGGAAUGGAAGAUCCAGAGAUGCUAUGGAUCAAGGAUGGAGCUGUGGUACAAAGUGUAGACCAGGUGUACAUUCCAGUAGAUGAAGAACACUGGAUUGGUUUCCUCAGCUUGAAGUCUGUAGACCGGACAGAUUCUGGGAAAUAUUGGUGCCAAAUUGAGACCAAUGGUAAGAAGGAGGAAUCUCAGCAAGUGUGGCUCAUUGUGGAAGGUGUUCCUUACUUCACUGUUGAGCCCGAAGAUUUGUCUGUCGUCCCGAAUACACCUUUUCAUAUGGUCUGUGCUGCUGCUGGCCCUCCUGAACCAGUUACAAUUGUCUGGUGGAUGGGUGAUUCCAGAAUAGGGCCUUCAGAUGUCUCUCCCUCCACCUUAAACGUGUCAGGUAUCAAUCAAAGCACAGUUUUCUCCUGCGAAGCCCACAACAUAAGAGGACUGUCUUCAUCUCGGACAGCUACUGUGCACAUUAAAGUUCUCCCCUUCCCACCUCUCAAUGUGACAGUAACUCAGAUCACCAGUAACAAUGCCAAUGUAAUUUGGUUACCAGGAUUUGAUGGGCUUUCGCCACUUCUUUCUUGUACUGUACAGGUGGCUGAGUCCCAGGCAGAAGAGGAAGUGGUUACGGAAGUUGUCCCUGUGCCCUCCUUCAGUAGGGCUUUGCUGGGUUUAAAGCACUCAACCAAUUAUAGUGUGCGGGUUCAGUGCACCAAUGAAAUGGGAAGCUCCCCUUUUACAGACUGGGUCUAUUUUCAGACCUUGGGAUUAGCUCCAAAUAACACUCCACAAAAUGUACACAUUAUUCACAGAGAUUCUUGCCUGAUUUUGGAAUGGGAACCAGCAGUUCAGGAAAUGCUUAGGGACAAUGCACUUGGAUACAGAUUGGAAUGGAGUCAAGAUAACAUAACGCAGGGGGAGAUGGUAGUACAAGACACAAGAGCUAAUCUAACUAUGUGGAAUCCCUUAAAAGACCUUCUGAUCAGGGUGUGCAUACUAAAUUCAGCUGGCUGUGGACCAUGGAGUGAGCCAUUAUUGAUUACAGCGGAAGAUUUAAUCGCGGGACAGAGACAGCCUCCCUAUGGGACAUCCUGGGUUCCUGUGGUUUUAGGUAUUCUGACGGCACUGGUCACAGCUGUUUCCUUGGCACUGAUCCUUCUGAGGAAAAGAAGAAAAGAAACCCGUUUUGGUCAUGCCUUUGGCAGCGUGGUGGGAGGGGAUCCCAUAGUCCAUUUCCGAGCAGUGAGAUCUUUCAACAGAGAAGUGCCAGAGCUUAUUGAGGCAACAUUGGACAGUAUAGGAAUCAGUGAUGAACUGAAGACUAAACUAAAAGAUGUCCUGAUUCAAGAGCAGCAGUUUACACUGGGAAGAAUGCUAGGCAAGGGAGAAUUUGGUUCUGUAAGAGAAGGUCAGCUGAAACUGCCGGAUGGCUCUCUUCAAAAGGUUGCAGUGAAAAUGCUAAAAGCUGACAUCUUUACUUCAAAUGAUAUAGAAGAAUUCUUGAAGGAAGCUGCGUGCAUGAAGGAGUUUGAUCAUCCACAUGUUACCAAGCUGAUUGGAGUCAGCUUGCGCAAUCGACCUAAAGGCCGUCUUCCAAUCCCAAUGGUUAUCCUACCAUUUAUGAAGCAUGGAGACCUUCACUCUUUUCUACUGAUGUCCCGGAUUGGAGAAAACCCAUUUAACUUGCCCCUCCGGACCCUCUUAAAAUUCAUGAUUGAUAUUGCUAGUGGCAUGGAGUACUUGAGCUCCAAAAACUUCAUACACAGGGACUUGGCUGCCCGGAACUGCAUGCUGGAUGAAAACAUGAAUGUAUGUGUUGCUGACUUUGGGCUUUCAAAGAAAAUAUAUAGUGGAGACUAUUACCGUCAGGGUUGUGCCUCUAAGCUGCCAGUGAAGUGGCUUGCAUUGGAAAGUCUGGCGGACAAUCUCUACACAACACACAGCGAUGUGUGGGCAUUUGGUGUGACAAUGUGGGAAAUUGUGACCCGAGGGCAAACUCCUUACGCAGGCAUUGAGAAUGCAGAAAUUUAUAACUACCUCAUCAGUGGGAACAGAUUGAAGCAACCCCCGGAGUGCCUGGAGGAUGUGUAUGAUCUUAUGUGCCGAUGUUGGCAUUCGGAACCCAAGCUACGCCCUAACUUUGCAGCACUGAAAUUGCAACUUGAAAUGAUUUUGGCAAGACUGUCUUUGCUCUCAACCAGCCAGGAUCCUCUUUAUGUCAACAUUGGGAAGCCACAAGAAGCUUGUAGAAAUGAUGCCACAGUGAAUUGUCCCUUUGGAACCUUGGACGGAGAAGUGAACAUUACAGGAGCAGCCGCUCCUGUCACCAGUGACUAUCGUUACAUCAUGAGCCCCUUGUGCCUUGGGAAUGACGCUGAAAGUGAAAGACAUCCAGGUGUACCGGAUGGGGAAGCCAGGAGUCUUCUUUAUGAUUUGGAGAUGGGAGCCAAACAGUGUUAGCCUGCAAGAAAAGAGACUCAUCAUUCUCCUCCGAUGAGACAUAUGUAUCUUUAUCAUCAUAUGGUUCUGCUUUACAGAGACAGUUUGGGGCUGUUAUUAACCAGCAUAGGUAGCUGUAAUGCAAGCUACAUCUGUAGCUUCCUUCAGCUUUUGGGUCGUUGAGGCUGACCUCUCACAAUGACCACAAAUCUUAAUCACCUCUUGGCCUUCUAAGAGUACCUUCCUGCAGUGGCAUCUAGUGGAAAUGGCCUCAGCCUGUUCCAGCCAGUAGAUAGUUUGUUGACAGAAUUCUAACUGAGUACUGAAGGUCAAGUAGGGUGCUAUACAGCACUCAUUAUUUUGUAAUAUUUUUCCAGCUCCGAGCAAGCAAGUUCGGGACCAGCAUAUAUGAGGGGGGGGGGGUGUAGUUCUCUGCUGGGUUUUCUUGUUGAUUUAUAUCCUCUUUCAGGGCAUGAGAAAAGAGUGAAUCUAAUUUAACAGUUCUGUCUAGACCUUUUUGUCUACCUCAGUGGUUCUCAAACUGGGAUCUGCGUGACUGCUUCUAUAUGAUGAAGAAACAUUGCACUUUUUCUCAGAGUUGUGUUUGUUUGCCAGAUGUAAACACUCCUCAAGACUUAUAGAGCAGCAAAGCAACAAAAUUCCAAUGUCUCCCACCCUUCAUCACAGGAUUGGCCUUUCUUGCCUAUUUUUGGUUCCUGUUUGCCAUAAUAUUAAUUACAAGCAAAGUUGCCUCAAAAGCAAAACUGAAGGGCGCAAAUGUAUAUGGGCGUAAGCAAAAUUCAAAGAUAUUUUAAGAAAACGAUGGAGAAAAGGCUGGCAUCUUGUGGAAUAUUGGCUCAAUCCUGUACCCAUCAGUUUGGGAGUCAGCCCUACUGAACUCAGCUGGACUUGAUUCAAUUUAGAAGAUUGAGUUCUGCAAAAUGCUAUAUAUUGGGCAAAAUACACAUAAAAGCAAGAAUGACAAGCAGCACUUUAUAUUAAAAGCAAAUUUCAUUCCA